Molecule: messenger RNA, 4137 nt
Organism: Osmia bicornis bicornis
Lineage: Eukaryota; Metazoa; Arthropoda; Insecta; Hymenoptera; Megachilidae
Product: TBC1 domain family member 25
Exons: 9
Coding region: 666-3266 (866 amino acids)
Biological process (GO): activation of GTPase activity; regulation of autophagosome maturation
Cellular component (GO): autophagosome
Molecular function (GO): GTPase activator activity
Source: RefSeq, a predicted model, not a curated record
UCAGGUUACUAGCUUGUCAUUCCUACUCUUUCUAUCUUUUACUGCAACGAACCUAACGCCAAAUUUCCUUAGCGAUUCUAUCCGUCUUUGUUUCGCUUAUCACGUUUGGAAACAGCACUGCUCUAUGCCUUUUAGUGUCAGUGAUUUUGACGGAAAAAAGAGACAAAGAGUGUCAGAUAUCAAACGUGCGCUGAAAAAGCAUGGUGGUGUCAACGAUGUCACGGUGACGACAGAUCUUUGUGAUUGAAUCUCCAAGAAGGCGCGAAAAGGUCCGAAGAAUCCUCUCUUAACAUUCAGAAACGUGCUAUCGUCAACAGCCGAUAAAAUAUAGAUCGCUUCGUUACCGUGAACUAUCGUUGGAAUUAUUGUAAAGUGUCAACUGGUGCCUGCUGAAAAACUUCAAAUUCUUCAAGAAGUACAGUGCUGUCUUCUGAUGAAACGAUGCUCCUCUUCCAGAGGAGUAGUGAUAGCUGCAAGCUGGAUCGCUUUGCUUCGAAGGAAACAAAUUAACCUCACAAGAAUUAUUCACCGUUAAAAUGUUCAGUUUCGUUCGAUGUCAUGAAAAUGUCCUCGAAAAGGUGGAGAUUUUAAUAAAUUUCGAGUGUUCCUGAAUUAUCGAACGUCCUUUUCGAGUACACGAAGGAGCUUGCAUAUCAACGUCAAUCAUGUUCGGCUGCCCUAGAGAGGCCGUGCGGGUCAAAGUGAAGAAAUGCGAGACCAGGCACCAGCCGGAGUACCGGAAGUUCAGCGUGGACCCACAGAUAACAUCCAUCGAAGUGCUCCAAAGUAUACUCAUCAAAGCGUUCGAUAUUAAAGGAGAAUUUACGGUAUCUUAUCGAGCGAUCGACGACUAUGGAUCCGAAACGUACUUAUUCCUGCUUUCUGAUUGGGAUUUGGAUGCAGCGUUCAUCAGCGCAUCCGAGCCGUAUCUAUAUCUUCAGGUGAAUCUGAAACCUUUCGGAGAGACAGGCGACUGUGAGUGUUACUGGGAACAGAAUGUACAGGAAGUGUCGACGCGGCAAGAAACCGGGUUUCCAUACAAGACGCCCAAGUUACCUGGUCUCAUAAUGAAUAAGAUGGAGAGAACAUUGAACAUGGUUCAACGUGCUCUAGGUAACUUGGGUGAAGAAUCAUCACAUCAGCAAGGCUCCCAACCACCAAGACAACCAUUGACUGACGCUGAAUUUCGACGGUUUUUGGAUCCUAUCGGACAAGUGAUACAUCCUAAAGAACUGAGAGCUGUUAUAUACUUUGGUGGAAUAGAGCCUAGUUUAAGAAAAGUGGUUUGGAAGCAUAUUUUAAAUGUAUAUCCGGAGGGUAUGUCUGGACGUGAGAGGAUGGAUUAUAUGAAGAAGAAAUCGCAAGAGUAUCAAAAUCUACGAGAGCGAUGGAAAACUCUGGUACAGAAGGGUCAAAACGUUGGAGAUCUCGCUUACGUCACCAGUAUGGUGCGAAAGGAUGUUUUGAGGACGGAUAGGCAUCACAAAUUUUAUGGUGGUUCCGAUGAUAAUCAGAAUACGGCCAGUCUUUUCAAUAUUUUAACUACCUAUGCUUUGAAUCAUCCAAGUGUUAGUUAUUGUCAAGGUAUGAGCGAUCUGGCAUCACCUCUUCUAGUUACUAUGCGGGACGAAGCACAAGCUUACAUAUGCUUGUGUGCCCUUAUGAGAAGAUUGAAAGAUAAUUUCAUGCUCGAUGGAAUUGCGAUGACUACAAAAUUUGCUCAUCUGGCUGAAGGUUUGCAACAUUAUGAUCCUGAUUUCUAUGCUUACUUAAAAUCUCAUCAAGCAGAUGAUCUGUUAUUUUGCUAUCGAUGGCUUUUAUUGGAAAUGAAGCGAGAGUUUGCUUUGGAUGAUGCUUUAAGGAUGCUUGAAGUUCUAUGGGCAGCUUUACCAGCAUCACCUCCAAAUGGAGAACUUGGUUUAGCUGAAAUACCUUUUCCUCCGCCGUCACCACCUCCAAGCCCGAACGUGAAGCAUAUUCGUGAAAAUGCGUACACGAAGGUUUGCGCAAUUAGGCGGCAAAGUUCUUCCGCUAGUAUCGCCGCCGCAGGGAAAAGAAAGAAUCUGAACACAGAGGAACCCUCGUUACAAAGUUCAACAGAAACAAACGGCGAUUCAAAGAGAUCGAGCUCUCCGUACGAGACGUUUUCUGAACCGGAAAACGACUUGACAACUGCAAAGAAUCGAAGAAAUACAGAAUCCACGGAAAAGUGCCUAAGUACAGAUUCUUUGCCUGGUAAAUCUAAACGUGUAAAUUUAUUGGAAUUAAAAGAAAGACUAUCGUUACCUAAUAGAGAUCAGAGCAAAAGCAAUGAACAGAAUGAUGGUGAAAAAAAGUGUGCUCGAGUAGUAAAAAAUUUAAAUGAAUUUUUAAACUUUACAAGUCUGAACCGUAGUAAAAUAACACCAUGCGAUGCUGAACCAGAAUUAAGACGCGUUUCGAGUGAGAGUGGAGUUAUUAGAGUACUGAGAGACGAGCCAAGCUCUCCGGAUGAUCCAACAGAUUUCUUCCCAAUGACUACUUCAAUGACUAGAGAAUUAAGACUGGAAUUAGAAUCACUCGAUCGACAAGUCUUCGGGCCAUCGCCACCGAGCGAUCAACAAUGUGAUUGCGUUCUUUCUAAGAAAGAAGGCGAGCUAAUUGAUAGUGAAACUGAUACUGAAUUAGCAAGAUGUAGCCCAGCUGCAGACGUAUUCGUUUGGGAGAAUCCCCUUCACACAUUGCAACAAAAGAAUCAUCCUGCUACACCAGAUGAACAAGCAGAACUCGAAUAUGAUGGUGAAAUAUUGGAGGAUCAGAAUGGUGUUAAAUCAGUGACUCCCAUUAGAUUACUUAAACGCACUACUAGAUCUGAAUCGGCUUCAGACAGCGAAGAAACUGAAGGUUGGCAACAAAACGCAACAGUGUCCGAAAGUCCAACGAAAUCCGUGCAAGAGCACUGUGAAGAAGCUACAGAACUUACGAAUCUUAUUCCAGCGGGUACCAGUGAAGACCAGUUAGGAGAAAGUUCUUUACCUCCACCUCACGAAUUCGGUGGUGGUAAUCCGUUUCUUAUGUUUUUGUGUAUCACUUUGUUACUUCAACACAGAGACUUCGUUAUGCGUAAUCAAAUGGAUUACAAUGAAAUGGCGAUGCAUUUUGAUAAAAUGGUUCGCCGGCAUAAUGUUAUCCGAGUGCUCAAUCAAGCAAGACAGUUAUUCGCUGGUUACCUCAGAAGGCAUUCUUCAUCGUCUCUAGCUGGAAAAUCAGACUCUGUAAACGUGUAACCAUGAAAUGCUUGGAUGUUGUACUUAAUAAUACCAUAUGCAUUAUAAAAUGGACGAUUUUAAAAUAUCUUGCACCGUUCAAGACAAAUCAUAAGAAAAUAAAUUCAAAAUAUGUUUUUUAAAUCAGAAUAGUGAAUCAAAAGGCUCCUGUAUAAAACUAUCAGGUAAAAUACGUAUCAGUGAUAAACUAGGCAAUAAGAAAUUAAAAUAUACAUUCUUAAGGUGCUCCGUUAAAUGUAUGUAAAAUCAUUAACUUUUCUUACAUAGUCUUUUAACAUCUUUUAUGUACUUGUUAAAAUGUUCACAGUAUUUUUAUUAACUGAUAUUUUUAAAGAACUUUUUAUAACGUUUACCGACGUUCAUUUGCAUUUUUCUUCUUCUACUGUCUGUUAAUAAGUUUUCUAUCGACAGAAAUUUAUUUUCUUAAAUAAAAUUAAUUUCAAUUUGAAAGGGUGGAUCCUCCUUAUGGUCGUGUAUAAGCAAAUACGAAUACAUAUGUAAACUCAUGCAAUUAAUUACCUGCAGUAUAUUAGUACUAGUAACUAUCCAUUCGGUACAAUUUUUUAUGUAGUUACAAUAAAUUGAAUAUUUCUUUGAUAUUUAAUACGUGAAAUUAAAAAUACAUCUUAAAACUGAAAACGUAUUUGAAUCGUGAAUGGUAUGCAGUUAGUUUUAUUCACUAUCUACACCAUUCCUCGGCAUUAUGCACAAUACUAAUUGCACCAAUUCGUACCCUUUCACUGUACCUCGAUUUAAGAUUAAGUAACUAGCUUAAAUUUGUAAAAUACAUAUAAUUAACUUAGUAACCGUAUCUUAAUUUGUUCUCAAACAAUGUGCUUGAGAAACGACAAUAAACUGCAUUUAAUUUUAA